ACGCCUUCGUAUCCACCCACACUAUCCCGCCGGGCUACCGAAUACCCAACCUUAUCACUUAACACCUCUGCAAUGGCCCGCACGAAGCAAACCGCUCGCAAGUCUACCGGUGGCAAGGCGCCCCGCAAGCAGCUCGCCGCCAAGUCGGCGCGGAAGACGGCCGCGACUGCGACGGGUGGUGUGAAGAAGCCUCAUCGUUUCCGCCCUGGUACCGUAGCUCUUCGUGAGAUCCGUCGGUACCAGAAGUCGACGGAGCUGCUUAUUCGCAAGCUUCCGUUCCAACGGCUUGUCCGAGAGAUCGCCCAGGACUUCAAGACCGAUCUGCGGUUCCAGUCCUCCGCGGUCAUGGCGCUGCAGGAAGCUGCCGAGGCUUACCUCGUUUCGUUGUUCGAGGACACCAACCUUGCCGCGAUCCACGCCAAGCGCGUUACCAUCCAGCCUAAGGAUCUUGCCCUUGCUCGUCGUCUCCGUGGCGAGAGGACAUAAUAUCUGAUUUGUUGGCCUGGUCAUUAUACUCCUUAUAUCGAUAUUGUACUGUGCUAUGUAAUCUUUCCUCGCGUCUCCUUUUUUUUUUUUUUUUUUUGCGUGGGCGCUCUGAUAGAAUCGGCCGGUGGGUGCGGCGAAGCUCCGUGUUUCUACCAUCGUGAAUGAGGGCAUUUAAUC
This is a messenger RNA of Punctularia strigosozonata HHB-11173 SS5, 663 nucleotides long. RefSeq names its product histone-fold-containing protein. Gene Ontology annotation, cellular component: nucleosome. The record is from RefSeq and is a predicted model, not a curated record. The transcript has 3 exons. Lineage: Eukaryota; Fungi; Basidiomycota; Agaricomycetes; Corticiales; Punctulariaceae. Gene Ontology annotation, molecular function: DNA binding; protein heterodimerization activity; structural constituent of chromatin. Bases 73 to 486 code for a protein of 137 amino acids.